Messenger RNA from Daucus carota subsp. sativus, 1811 nucleotides. RefSeq lists its product as uncharacterized. Lineage: Eukaryota; Viridiplantae; Streptophyta; Magnoliopsida; Apiales; Apiaceae. Bases 232 to 1647 code for a protein of 471 amino acids. The record is from RefSeq and is a predicted model, not a curated record. The transcript is spliced from 15 exons. Gene Ontology annotation, cellular component: membrane; cytoplasm.
AUUUCUCGUUUAACCGUAAGUUGUAAAAAAGAGUUACAGAUCACAAUCUCACUGAUAGUAGCAGGGUUUGAUAGUAGCAGAUCGAAAGAGCGUAUCAGAUCGGUCAGAUCCACAAUCUUUUUGCUGGUGACUGAUCACUAUAGUUUCUCGAAGAAACGGCCGGAAAGUGAUGUAAAUGAUUACAGGAACCACUUAUAGGAACAGUAACACAGUAGUUUCUUCUUCUCAUCUAUGUUUGGAGGUAAUGUAAGUCCUGCUAAUAGUCCUCAUCCACGAAAGCCUGCAAGCAGAUCUAGGGUCUCUGAUUUAGGUAUUAGCGAUGGUGGAAGUAGCGGAGAAGAAAAUAUAUUGCGAUCAGUAGAAUCAUAUGAUAUGAAAGGUGUGACGACACCAUUGGCUAGUGCAGCAGUAAUGCCCUCUCCAAUAUUACUUUGGAGACUUAAGGUGUUACUAUUGGUCAUAUGGGGUUAUGUUUGCUGUAAGGUUGGAUGGGGUUCGGUUAUGAGAAUGAGUGUAGAUCUUCGGGAUUUGUUUUUAUAUGAGGCCUUUUUAUAUUACAAUCCUCUACUUCUUGUGACUAUGAUGGUCUGGCUUUGGGGCAUAAAUUUGUGGGUCUUUUUUCAAGCCAAUAUUAGUUAUGCAACGAUUUUUGAGCUCGAUCAAAAUCACCUUACCCAUAGAGAAAUAUGGAAGUGUGCAACCUGGAUGACAAUCAUUGUUCCAAGUAGUAUGACGGCUUAUCUUUAUCUGUAUUCACACGGAGAAGUUCCCCUGGCUGCAUUUCAACCAGUGCUCUUGUAUGCUGCUGUUGCAAUGAUUAUGAUAUUUCCAUUUGAUAUUUUCUAUCUGUCGUCUCGCUACUUCUUCUUGAGGACUCUUUGGCGGAUAGUACUUCCUUUGCAGGCAAUAUCAUUCCCCGACUUUUUUGUGGCUGAUAUAUUGACCUCUAUGUCAAAGGUUUUCUCUGAUUUGGAGCGAUCUGUUUGUAGGAUGGUUCAUCGACAGGUUGCCACCAUUGCAUGGUUUGAAGCAGACUCUGUUUGUGGUAGUCACGCUGUUGCAAUCCCCAUUGUUCUUGUUUUACCCUAUAUAUUUCGCCUGUUUCAGUGUCUACGGCAGUACAAGGAUACUGGGGAGAAAGCCACUUUACUGAAUGCUUUAAAAUACUCGACCGCAGUGCCAGUGAUUUUCCUUUCAGCCCUUAAGUAUCAUGUCUUCCCUGAUCAGUGGACAAACAUAUAUCGCCCUUUGUGGCUUUUGUCAAGUCUUGUGAACUCCUCAUAUUCUUUUUACUGGGAUGUGACCAGAGACUGGGACAUGAGUGGGUUCACUCGGAUCUUCAAGUUUAGCAAACUGCAUCUUGUCUCACACAUGUUAUAUGGAAGGAAAUGGGUCUAUUUCUGGGUGUUGGGUAGUAAUCUGAUUCUCCGCUGCACUUGGACCUACAAGUUAUCUGCUCAUCUACGUCACAACUACCUUACAGUCUUCGGAAUAACCGCAUUGGAGAUUUUCCGAAGGUUCCAGUGGGUAUUCUUUCGUGUUGAAAAAGAGGUCAUCAAAAUGAGCUCAAAGCAGCACAUUCCACUCUCCACAAUGGACAAUUCUACUGAAGAAGAUAAGCUACUCUUGAAUGACUAUAAUGUAUAAAUAAUUAAGACAGAUAUGCCAGCAGCUCAGCAGCAUCAGAAUUCAGACAAUCACCAUUAGUUGCAUCCAAAACAUAAAGUCAAGACAAACAUACUCCUAAUCACUUUAUCUCUCACAUUCAAAUGAUAAAAUUUUGGAAGUACUAUAUAUCAGCUGAAACAUAA